Molecule: messenger RNA, 812 nt
Organism: Papaver somniferum (opium poppy)
Lineage: Eukaryota; Viridiplantae; Streptophyta; Magnoliopsida; Ranunculales; Papaveraceae
Product: ribulose bisphosphate carboxylase small chain 1, chloroplastic-like
Exons: 2
Coding region: 76-630 (184 amino acids)
Source: RefSeq, a predicted model, not a curated record
AGGUAGUUGAGGAAUGCCUAUUAAUUCCUUGGAAAUCUUCUUGGCUAAACACACAGAAGUGAAAAGAAAAAAGAAAUGGCUUCUUCAAUGAUUUCCUCUGCUGCAGUCGCCUCCGUAAGGAGCUCCGCUCCCGCUCAAGCUAGCAUGGUUGCACCAUUCAGCGGCUUGAAAUCCGUCUCCGCAUUCCCAGUUACCCGCAAAUCAAACGAUAUCACCUCCGUUGCCAGCAACGGUGGAAGAGUUAACUGCAUGCAGGUGUGGCCACCAACUGGUUUGAAGAAGUUUGAGACCCUCUCAUACCUUCCCCCAUUGACUGUCGAGCAACUAUCAAAGGAAGUCGACUACCUUCUCCGUAAUGGAUGGGUUCCCUGUUUGGAAUUCGACGCCAGAGGAUUCGUCUACAGAGAACACGGUAACACCCCUGGAUAUUAUGAUGGUCGUUACUGGACAAUGUGGAAGCUACCCAUGUUCGGUUGUACCGACGCUUCCCAGGUUAUCAAGGAGCUAGAAGAGGCCAAGGCUGCAUACCCUGGAUCUUUCAUCAGAAUCAUCGGAUUCGACAACGUUCGUCAAGUACAAUGUGUUAGUUUCAUCGCAUACAAGCCCGAGAGCACCAGCUACGAACAGUAAAAGAUGAAGCUUAAUCAAGGGACAUAAUCCAAUUCAUUUCUGUGUCUUUUUAUUUUGUUUUAAUUUGUUUCUAAUUCGGUUUUAGCGAGUUAUAUUAUUCGUAUCUUUAAAUGGAUUCGAGUGUAUGAGCAACGAUAAUAAUAAUAUCGUCUAAUCCGAUUGUUUUUAUUUGUUUAUCACAA